GGGGAAGCCCAUCACUUAAUUUCCUUAGACGGAUCCAUCGUUAAUAGUUUCUCUAUAAAACCUUAAUUAUUUAAAAAAAAAUAAAAAAAAUUAAACACUUUACUAAUCCUAAAAGCCUGUACAUCCUUUGGCCAGUUCUCAUUUUAGUUUGCAGCUUCAAAUGAAUGGAACCAGUUACAACAAAAUCAACGGGUGCAUUCACACUGGCAUUGUUUGGUCUACUUUAAAUGGACCCUGGAUAGUCCAGUCUGUUGAGAGCAGUGUAAAUUCCCAGUUAGACUCUAGAAGAAGUGUGUUCAGCUUGAAUACUGGGGGUCUUUGUCUGCUUGCAAGUCAACUCUGGUCUGGUGUGCUGACAGUGGGAAUGGACCAUUCAGCGGACCGCAGAGGGGAUGUAACGAAGGAUGUGACAUACCACAAAUUGUCAGAUAACACGCUGCCUCUCCUGCUGGACAGAUUUUAGUAUAAACCGCAUUAGGUUUGAAAACCAAAGUAAAAACAGAAACUCCAAGACUGCAUAAAUUUAGUGUUGCUCCAUUGUUUACCUGCAGAGUGGGCCAUUUUCAGUCCUUUCGGGGAAUAUUGCCCCUAGGGAGCAGCUGUUCUAACUUAAUGACAUGGUCAAGGUGGUUUGGUCUGCUUGAGUAAAGUGCAGUGUGACAGCAAACCAAACCAAAGGAAGGUGCAAAAGUUGGAUUAUCCUGAUGUGAAUGCACCUUAAAACGCAACUCAUUCAAUCAAUUUUCCUAACUUGUUGCCUAAAAUUGCCUGUGAUCACUGCGCCUGCUAUUGAUUGCUCCCUAGAAUUUUCAAAUUGAUGUUUCUGUCAUAAUGCAGCAAAAUAACAGCUCCAGAGAGCAGACACAGACUACAAUUGCAACAUCCAAUAAGAAUUUAUUGUAAUGACAAGCAGACAGGUACAGUGGAGCAGAUGGUGGAGAAACUCACUGGUUCACUCAGUUCUGCCAGGAAGAAGUUAAAGCUAGGUUAAUUCCAGAAUGAAACCACAACAGUCUGAAAGUUGCAAUAAGGAACCAGUGCUACUUGUUUCUUAAGGAUCUGGAAGUAUGUUUGGCCUACAGGCAGGUAGAGGCAGGUGGAGGCAGGUAGAGAGUAGGUAGGCAGAUGAGCAAACACAUCCAGCUGCAGGCUACAAGGUGGCACAGAGCAGAAACUGUCAUUUUUAAAUGAUGGAAACAUAUAGUUAAUUUUGCAAAAGUAAAAGAAAAAAAGAGGGAGAAGAAAACAUGCUUCCAAUGUUCCACACACAGGCUUAUAAACAGAAAUAUGAAAUGCUGCAAGUAUGUUUCAUCAGUCAGUUAUUCAGCUCAGCAUCACCUCCAUAAGAAAUCCAGGCAAUUCCUUCCUUCCACUAGGUGGUUUUUCAGGGUGGGUUUGGUGAUGAGGGAAAGUUUUUCAUUUUUUUAUUGUUGCCGCCGAUCUAGGUCAUCAUUGUAAAUUGAAAACGAGUUCUUAAUUAACUUACCUGUGUAAAUCAACAUUAAAUUAAAAUAAAUAAGUCCUCCUGAAAACGAGUAUCAUUAGAGGUAUUUUCUGAUUGGUCAGAUUGGUAGAUCCUUUUUGAUGGGUCAGGAAAAAAAGUGAUAAUGAUGUUUUAGGUAGAAUAGGAUCCAGAAUAUAGCCUUGAUUUUAAGCGCCAGUCUCUUCAAAAAUCUUACUGGGUCUUGUCAAUUGUCUUUGAACUGUACCAAACAAACUUGGCCAGGAAAAGCAAACUGCAUCCACUGAUCCAAGAUAGCUGAGUUUUAUGGAAAAUGUAACUAUACAAGUAAAAUGAUCAAGAAUUAAAAAUGACUUAAUUAAAUUAGUUCAUUUUGCAAAAAUUUACUAAAACCUGCAAGCUUUGGUUAAUGUGAACACAUAGUAUUUUAACACCACAGAUAAGCCAAAAAACAUAGAAAAACCUGACAUGGACCCUUUAAGUUUACUUCUGCAUGUACAUUGCAACACUUCUUUUGUCCUGUAUUGUUGUUUUGCUUCUUUCACUGCGUACUUAACUUCCUGCAUUUUCUCUCUCUCUCUCUCCCCCUACUCUCUUAGAGGCAACAUUAGGAAGACCUGCUGAUUCAAGAUCAAAUGCACCUCAUUAGAUCACUAAGGACCUUUAUUAUUCUGCUCAAGAGCAAGGAACCAUCUCUCAGCUGUGACCUGUAUUUUUUUUCCUAUGAGCACUGAAUCAAAAAACAGACUGUUCCAGCCAUCUGUUUCCUUCAGUUACCACAAUCUAUGCUCUUGAUUUUGAGCUUACAGUCAAAAACAGGACGGAGUAUGCCAUCAGCUACUUUUCACAAAAUCCUACGACCGCUUCUGCUUGGUACUUUCAUCCUGGGAUGCUUUGUGACUGUAUUUUUGAUGUAUUUUAAGCCAUCCACCAACUGGCUUUAUGGUCCAAUAGAUUCGACUGUUUCCACAGACCGGGUGAAGAAUCUCUUCUCCACCAAGAGUGAUAAAAACGUGACUACUGUCCUGGUCUGGCUUUGGCCCUUCGGACAAACCUAUGAUCUGAGUGUCUGUAGCUCUCUUUUCAACAUCGAGGGGUGUUUCAUCACAGCAGACAGAAACCUCUACAACAAGUCAGAUGGGGUCGUCAUCCAUCACCGAGACAUCUCCAGUGACCUAUCCAACCUGCCCCCGCUUCAGCGGCCAUCAUUUCAGAAAUGGAUAUGGAUGAACUUGGAGUCACCGUCUCAUUCAUCCCAGCUACCUGGGACUGAGAACUUGUUCAAUCUCACUCUCAAUUAUCGUCAGGAUGCUGACAUUGAAGUGCCUUAUGGGUCCAUUGUAGCAGCAGAGACAGAGGAGGACUUUGUACCACCUAGCAAAAACAAGCUGAUCUGUUGGAUUGUAAGCAACUGGAACCAGGAUCAUGUGAGAGUGAAAUAUUACAAUGAGCUGUACAAACAUAUUGAGGUUCAUGCAUAUGGACAAGCCUUUGGAGAAUACAUUUCUGACCAAGACUACUUCCCCACCAUGGCCAGCUGUAAGUUCUAUUUAGCUUUUGAGAACUCAAUCCACAAAGACUACAUUACUGAAAAACUGUACAACCCUCUCUCUGUGGGCACAGUGCCAGUAGUUUUGGGCCCACCCAGGCAGAACUAUGAGAACUUUAUUCAAGGAGAUGCCUUCAUUCAUGUGGAUGACUUCACUUCACCCAAGGAACUGGCAGAGUACAUACUCCUUCUGGACAAAAAUGAGGAAAUGUACCUCAGGUACUUUCAGUGGCGGCGGCACUUUAAAGUGAAGAAGGCAUAUUUUUGGGCAGAGCACACAUGCUUGGCUUGUGAUUACCUGAGAAGGCACAAAGAGUACAAAGCAUUUAAUAAUCUUGACAAGUGGUACUGGGGUGGAUAGUGGCUUGAAAGGCUAUAAAAUAGUUUUUAAUGAGAUGACCGUGCACAUUUAAGAAAUUGUGGCUCAAGAAACAGAUUGACUUGUAAGUGAAAUUCUAUAUGUAAUAUUUAAGUAAGGCAUUAUGAUAGAAAAAAAAACAUUUCAUCUGUGCUAGUGAUGCAGUCACCUAUGCAGUGUACUGAACUGAAAUGUGAAGGUAGUUCAACAGUGUUAUAUGCGCUUUUUUUUAUAGUGUAGCUGGCUUUUUUUCCCCAUAUUUGUCAAAUUUGCAUUUGCACUGAUAAUGCAACUGAUACUUGUUUUUACUCAUGAGCUGACUGACAGAUGGCUAUUGUAUUAAGUGUAGUGUGCAUAUGACGGACAUUACCUCAGUAGUCUACAAGCAGUAGUGACUAUUCUUUGAAAGGGAAGUUACAAUUGAUUUGUGUUAUAUUGCACUUCUUUGAAUCUUUGUGUAUAGUAAUACAGAAGCUAGUAGUAACAAUAGGUACCAAAACACCCAACAAUGAUGUAUUCUAAUUUUUAAAAGCUGAAAAAAGUUUAAUUGGCCAUGAAGAGCAUAACGUCAACACAAAGCUGAGGAAUGUGAGUCAGAUAUUUUUGGGGCUCUUUAAUAUCCUAUGAAAUAAGCUCAAAUAUUGACAUUAUUUUUUUCCCCAGCAGAGGUUAUUUUGAUAAGAAAGAUCUUUUAAAAAUAUGUAACAAUUAUUGAAAUGCAAGAGUUAAUUUUAAAACUAUUUUAUUUGGCAGUUAGACUAAUUCAUCAUGUUAGGGAAGCAGUGACAUAGGAUCACCCCAUAGACACCGGUGGACAUAGAUUCUGGUGGAUGAGGAGAUAGCAAUAGCACUUCUAAGAGGCAGGUUGCACAUUCUCAGCCUGAAUGGGAAAUGGCAGAACAGAAGAUAAUUUUAAAUAAAACAGAUCAGACUUGAAUAGUAACAGGUGAGAUGACCAUUGGGCCAGAGUUUUGAUUUAAUAAUGAAGUGAGUUUGACAGUGUGGGGGGGAGGGAAGAAAUGUCUCCAUGACUUAUCUAAGAGUCAUCAUAUGCAUGUAAAAGUUACUGUUCUGUUUUUGUUUUGCUUUUUGUUUUUUUCUACUUUAUUGUUUACAGCACUACAACACAUGAUCAACAUCACACUACAAGAGAUGGUUCAGUAUCUGUGGAUGUUACAUCACUUUCAUAAAUCCUAAGAUAACUUAUCAGUGAUUUUAACUGCAUUCAAAAUUACAAUAUGACAAGUUUGUUAGUUUUACAUGAAGUUCUGAGCAAAACAAUGUAAAAAUUUUAUGCAAGUUGUGCCAUCUUCUGGGUCAAAGUCAUAAACGUGCUAUUAUUUUGUCAUUUCUUUUUGUCAAAGAGACCAGCAUGUAAAACAAGAUCAAUUCUGAUUUUAUUUUUUACAAAACUUGAUCCUUAAAGUCAAUCAUUAAACAUGUUUUUGGACCUUGAACUUGAAUUGUAAAUCCUUCCUAUACAUUCAGCUGUAUGGAGAAGCUCCAAUACUGUUUGCUUUUAAGAAGGUAGUGUGCUGUAUAUAUGUUUUAUUGUCCAAAUUUACUUUACAAAGUGCAAAUAUUGUCAGGAGAUGAAUGGGAUUCCACGGUAUCCUUGUGAGUAGUCUUUGCUGCUCUAAGUCUAUGAAUUAAAGUAAAAGCCAACAGACACUUGAGGUGGACAAACAGCACCACAAGCAAUGCUCGUACUGUCAAGGCACGCAAUUUUCGAUUCAGCAAGUUUUUUGUAUCCGGUGGUAAUCCUUUUGGUACAACCUCAACAAAAAAAGUUGUGCCAAAAUGCAGACGAGAUAAGCACUUUUAUUUAUGCGGAGUUGUGUGACUCACUUUGCAAUUGGCUGACUUGGAUGGAGAUCAUGUGAGUACAAUAACUCAUACAAAUCUCGACUUGACUGAUCCCAUGGUUUCAUAUUGUACAGGAUGUACAUGAAUGGAAACAAAGCUUUCUUGUCCAAUGUGUUUGGAAACUUUGAGGAGCAAAAGGGUUUUUAUUCUGAGUGUUUUCUGUCUCUUAUCUUUUUUCCUUUCUCUCUUUUUUUGGUCACUAAAACAAACAUGAUGAGCUGUGGCUUCUUUGUCUCCCUGUCUGAGUCUGUGAGUGUGUCUCAGCACCAGGGAGUGCAUCAAGACAUCUCUGGAUGCUUUCUAUCCAGACAAUGACUUUUUUUGGCAUCCUUGAAAACUGUCUACUAAGUGAAAUUAAAUCCAUAUGGGUUUGCCCCAAGAGAUAUUAAUAUUCUGCCAAGUCACUGAGUAACCAGUCAGUCAAGUUUUUGCCAAAUCAUUGUAUUUUGCCAAAUGUUGUGUUUUAAGUGUAGAUGUCUGAUUGUGUUAAAUGAAAAUAAAUGAUAUGGACAACUGACCAAA
This is a messenger RNA of Melanotaenia boesemani (Boeseman's rainbowfish), 5757 nucleotides long. It is a transcript of the gene fut9a, whose product is annotated as fucosyltransferase 9a. The transcript has 2 exons. The coding region runs from base 2248 to 3372 and encodes 374 amino acids. The record is from RefSeq and is a predicted model, not a curated record. Gene Ontology annotation, cellular component: membrane. Lineage: Eukaryota; Metazoa; Chordata; Actinopteri; Atheriniformes; Melanotaeniidae. Gene Ontology annotation, molecular function: alpha-(1->3)-fucosyltransferase activity.